Molecule: messenger RNA, 806 nt
Organism: Eutrema salsugineum
Lineage: Eukaryota; Viridiplantae; Streptophyta; Magnoliopsida; Brassicales; Brassicaceae
Product: MADS-box protein AGL72
Exons: 8
Coding region: 154-762 (202 amino acids)
Biological process (GO): positive regulation of transcription by RNA polymerase II
Cellular component (GO): nucleus
Molecular function (GO): protein dimerization activity; DNA-binding transcription factor activity, RNA polymerase II-specific; RNA polymerase II cis-regulatory region sequence-specific DNA binding
Source: RefSeq, a predicted model, not a curated record
GUUUGAUUGCUUUUUCUUUUUUCUUCUGGUGUAAAUUUGUUAUCUUUAGUGGGUUAUGAGGGAAUCUGGACAAAACUAGCUAAUAUUUAUCAUUAGUUUUCUAGAUUUUUCUCAAAGUUAUCACAUUGAUUAACUUCUUGGAAGAAACUAAAAAUGGUGAGAGGAAAGAUCCAGAUCAAGAAGAUCGAGAACAAGACAAGUAGACAAGUCACGUUUUCUAAGCGAAGGAGUGGUCUCUUUAAGAAGGCUCAUGAGCUUUCUGUUCUAUGUGAUGCUCAAGUCGCAGCUAUGAUCUUCUCUCAGAAAGGAAGACUAUAUGAAUUCGCCAACUCCGAUAUCAAGAAGACAAUCAAGCGAUACGCUGAGUAUAAGGGAGCGUACUUUGUUGCGGACAGUAAACCUAUAGAGCAAUACGUGCAGGGAAUAAAGAAGGAAAUGGAGACAAUGGUAAAAAAAAUUGAAGUUCUUCAAGCUCAUAACCGGAAGCUGAUGGGGCAAAGUUUGUCUUUUUGUUCGGUGAAAGAACUUCAGGAGAUAGCCACAAAGUUAGAGAAAAGCCUACAUAUUGUUAGAUCAAGAAAAGCCAAGUUAUAUGAAGAUGAGGUAGAGAAACUAAAAGCCAAGGAGAUGGAGCUCAAGGACGAGAGAGUCAGGCUUUGUGCAAGGAUUGGAGAAAGACCAAUGGGGAUGCCAACAGGAAGCAAAGAGAAAGAGGAUGUGGAAACUGACCUAUUUAUCGGAUUUCCGAAGAACCGACCAUAAUAUCUUUCUUUUUUGUUAAACCUGAUUUAUAUAGAUACUUAUCA